UCUGGUGCCAGGACUGUGCUUGCGAAUCGCAGUCGCAUCCUUCCGAAGACGGGUUGGUGAACUCGCGUGUUCCACUCACGAGAGCAAACAUCUUUGACCAGAUCGAUCCUCAAGACAUGGAGGGUCAGGAGCUGCCCUGUGUGCUAAUUGACUGCAUCGGAGGGAAGCAUGGGGUAUACGAAGACCAUGCUGAAUUUCUAAAGGAACGUUUCUGUCUCAUCACCAUGAAAGAAUAUCUUGAAAACAAGAGCUUUCUUGGCAAAAAGAUCAGAGCUAUUUAUAUGUGGUAUCACAAACCGGUUAUUAAUGAGGAGCUGCUGCAGAGCCUGCCUAACCUGAAGAUAGUUGCAAGCUCUGGAGCGGGAGUAGAUCACUUGGAUCUGAAUCUCCUCUCCAGCUAUGGUGUGAAAGUGUCUAACACUCCAUCGAUUGUUUCCACUGACACUGCAGACCUGGGGAUGGCUUUGAUGCUGGCAUCUUCCAGGAGACUUGUGGAAGGCUAUCAAAUGGCAAUAUCCCCUGACACUGAAUAUUUCCCUGCCAACUGGCUGGGUGCUGAGGUUUCUGGAGCUACUCUAGGCAUCGUUGGAAUGGGCGCCAUUGGCUACAAAGUGGCUGAGAGAGCCAAAGCCUUUGAGAUGAAAAUUUUAUACCACAACAGGAAACAGAGAAACAAGGAAGAAGAACGUGCUGUUGGAGCUACCUACUGUAAGAAGAUAGAUGACUUGCUCCAGCAGGCAGAUUUUGUGAUGCUGGCUGUGAAACUGACACCUCAGACACACAAACUGAUUGGGAAGAGGGAGCUACAGCUGAUGAAACCCACAGCCAUUCUCAUUAAUAUCAGCAGAGGUCUGGUUGUUGAUCAGGAUGCUUUGGUGGAGGCUCUCCAAAACAAAGUUAUUAAGGCAGCUGCUCUGGAUGUGACCUAUCCUGAACCUUUGCCAAGGGAUCACCCUCUGUUACAGAUGAAGGAUGUUCUCCUAACUCCUCACAUCGGAAGCGCCACCGUCAAGACGCGCCACCUGAUGAAGGAAAACAUGACGGAGAGCAUAGAGGCAGGGCUCGCGGGUCUUCCCAUCCCUAAUGAAGUACUGCUGUGAAGCGACUUGCAUUUCACCUUAACGCCGCUGGCGGUUACCGAGAGCGAGGAAACGAGGCUGAGAACCUUUCCCUGCAAUUCACGGGGGUACGCGACACCGAUACGAUGUGGAAGCGCAACUUUAACUGAUGCUCACUUGUGGUUUAAAUGCUUUUAGUUAAAUACAAAAGCUGCCUCUGUGUGGAAAA
Messenger RNA from Tympanuchus pallidicinctus (lesser prairie-chicken), 1287 nucleotides. RefSeq names its product probable 2-ketogluconate reductase. Gene Ontology annotation, molecular function: hydroxypyruvate reductase [NAD(P)H] activity; NAD binding; glyoxylate reductase (NADPH) activity. The record is from RefSeq and is a predicted model, not a curated record. Gene Ontology annotation, cellular component: cytosol. The transcript is spliced from 6 exons. Lineage: Eukaryota; Metazoa; Chordata; Aves; Galliformes; Phasianidae. Bases 117 to 1100 code for a protein of 327 amino acids.